Haliotis rufescens (red abalone) is the source of this 903-nucleotide messenger RNA. RefSeq names its product obscurin-like. The transcript has 3 exons. Bases 156 to 650 code for a protein of 164 amino acids. NCBI's taxonomy places the organism in Eukaryota, Metazoa, Mollusca, Gastropoda, Lepetellida, Haliotidae. The record is from RefSeq and is a predicted model, not a curated record.
UAAAUAUCCCCAUACCCUCAUCAGCAAUUUGUAGGAGCAAAAGCAAUGAUGAGGACAACCCGCCUGGAACCACUGACGGACCAGGCAGUACUGUGGAGGAUGCAGAAAAAAAAGAUGUUGAUGAAGAGAGUGCUGACGAAUAUUUGUUUGGUGACAUGACAGAUGAAGAAGAGGGAGAUGACAUCGAAGAUAUGUAUCAACUUGGAGCAUAUGCUGACGACUGUUACUUUUAUGCCACGAGUCGUAGGGGCUAUUAUGGUUAUGACGACAGAGAUGAAGAAGUGAGUUUCCCAUUGACCGUUCAUCAAACGCCAUGCCAAGUUUUAGGUAAAGGUAUCGAGCUUGUUCUGCAGAACCAGGAAGUGAUGUUUGGAGACUCGGCCACCUUCAGACUGAGGCUACGUGAUGACACUGGGGAGGCGGGUGAGUGGACCAGAGACGACGUCACACUGACUCAUUCCGAGAAAACACAGAUCUCUAUCAAUGGAAGGGACCGUCAGCUUACUCUCACAGAUGUCCAUCCUCCUGACACAGGGGAAUAUGCCUACAGAGUGGGGGAGGACAGGACAUCAGCCCACCUGUCAAUUAAUAAAGCAAAUUGCUUCUGUUCUGUUCAACACCCUCCUCCACCACCGAACAUACCAAUAUGAUCUGCGAGGCAACAAAAUGAAGAGCAUGACAGAAGAACAUUUUCCUGCAAUUCGGGUCACAAGUGUUGGCUUCCAUUGUCUUUUGCUAAUCACCUAUCAGCGCCAAUCAUCUGUUGGCUUCCUUUGUUAGCUUCUACCAUCUGUUGGCUUCCCUUGUUAGUUUAUACCCUUUGUUAAUUUCCACCUUUUGUUCUCUGACUCAUGGCAUUCAUUCACCCGAUGAAGGAGUAAGCAUUUACUCGGAAACGCUGUG